This is a messenger RNA of Homalodisca vitripennis (glassy-winged sharpshooter), 1690 nucleotides long. RefSeq lists its product as uncharacterized. The coding region runs from base 91 to 687 and encodes 198 amino acids. Lineage: Eukaryota; Metazoa; Arthropoda; Insecta; Hemiptera; Cicadellidae. The transcript has 2 exons. The record is from RefSeq and is a predicted model, not a curated record.
CCGUAUAUUAUGAAAUUGCUUGUUUACUUCGACUCUACUUUGUUUGGAUUUUGACUGCGUUCUUCAGAAAACAGCAUAUUUUGGAAAGCAAUGGACGAUGAAGAAAUAGCGGAGCUAUUACGAGCAGAAAUAACGGACGAGCAGGCUAUUUUCUCAGAUGAAGGAGGGGACUCUGGUGCAGAGGAUGAUUUACCUUUACAAGUGGACUCCGCUUCGGUUUCUUCUACCAGGUCCGAUAACUCUUACUCUCACAAUAUAGACAGCAGUACAUCUCCUCUUACUCCAAAACAAGAUGACCUUUCAACUAGCCUACUCUCAGAUGAAGACCUGAUGUCCGCACCUCCAACAAGUAACGCUGACCCAAUUUUAUUGCUCCCUACAACUAGUAAGGCUGAUUUUUCUGUCUUAAAUUUAAGGCCAAGAAAACCCCGCUUAGUUUUAGACUUUGAGGAGACUGAGAACUUGUUUUCAGAUAAUACGGACGAAGAUCCGUCCUAUAGUCCUCCUCCAACAGCAAGUAUCAGUGGACUUAAUAAAGAGGAAAUAAAUGCAGAUCUACCUCAGGCUAAUAUAAAACAGAGCUGUACUGGCCUACUUCUAAAUGUUCCAUCUAGGCCUACUACUAAGAAAUGUUCUGUGUUAGGCAAGCCAUCACAAAAACAAAAACAAAAGGAAGGCAAUAAGUGAAAAAGCUACUAAAGCCAAGAAAAAAACAGGAAAAUACUCCCAAAUACUAUUGGUCAAAAUUUUCAAAUACACCAAUACAUUUUGAAAACAGUUCCUAUAACCAAUCUUUUGGUGUAAUACUGGAUCUAGACUACACUAAUCCAACAUUGAUUUUUCAGAAUAAUUGAUGCUGAUAUUUGUUAAUUGAUUGUGCAGGAAUCAAAUAAUUAUGCCCAACAGAACGGAACUGAACUUAAUCUCACUGUUGAAGAGUUUUAUGCUUUCCUUGGCAUUUUAAUUUUUAUGGGAUUCCACCAUUUGCCUUCGAUUUGUUUGUAUUGGUCCCAAGAUGAAAAUUUUCACGUGGACAGAAUUUCUCGAGUGAUGCCUUUGAAGAUAUUUUUAAAAAUACUUCGCUUUUACACAUCAACAACAACAACAACAAAAUGCCAAAAAUUGGCUCUCCUGAAUUUGACAAACUAUUCAAACUAAGACCUUUACUUGACCAUCUUUCCAAAAAAUAUUCUGAGAUGUUUGCCCCCUCUAGAUUCUUAGCGAUUGAUGAGAGUAUGGCUGCUUCCAAAGGCAGGAGUACGUUGAAACAGUACAUGCCAAAGAAACCAAUAAAACAUGGUUUCAAAAUAUGGGCUCUGGCAUGUGCUGUUUCAGGCUUCUUACUGAAGUUUGAAGUAUACACUGGUAGGAAAGAUUGCAACCCAGAAUUAUGACUUGGAGCAAAUGUUGUAAACUUUUUAUCAGAGCCAUUCACUGAACAAAAUAGGUGUUUAUAUUUUGAUAACUUUUUCAGUUUUGUCCAUCUUUUUGACUCUUUAUUAGCAAAAAAACUUUUACAUGUGGUACCAUCAGAUGGGAUAGGGCGGAAUAUCCUCUUAAAUUACUGAAAGCCAAUAAUAAGCUGCAAAAACUGUGACAGGUCAAAUUACGACAUUUAAAUAUUCGCGGGGAAUUAGCAGACUGUGACGUCAGUAAAUCACAUGUUAUCGGAAUUGAGAUUUAUUUAAUU